CUGUGCCGAGUGUGGAUGUGCGUUAUAACCUAGUGAUCUAUCCCCCACUCGUUAACAGCCAUGCGGCGGCUUGCCUUCGCCGUUAUAUCUUUCCUACUCUUAUCAUAUUCGCAGCAGGUUGCGAGCAAUGCCAUGUUUGAGCUUCAACUGAAAAAAUUUGUCAACCUCAAUGGCUACAAUUACCAAGGUCAUUGCUGUAGCGGCUUCAGAGAUACCAAUGGCCGAUGCUCUGAGAAAUGCUUAACAAAAUUCCGAGUCUGUCUCAAAGUUUACCAAGAAGUUAUUGACUACCGGUCACCCUGCACCUUCGGAGAAAUCAAAACGCCGAUCCUUGGAGAGAACGAAAUUGAUUUCUCUGUAGUGCAGGCUGACGGCUUCUUAAAUCCUUUGCAGUUUAGUCUUGAGUCUUGGCAGGAUACCUUCUCGCUCAUCAUUGAAGCUUGGCACGACAACAACGGUACCAGCUCCUAUGCCGGUCCCGUGCUGGUCCAUCGGUUCAUGACUCAGCGAUCGUUGGAGGUGAACUCGGAGUGGAGCGCUCACGAGGAGAGCGCAGCUCACUCGUCUCUCAGCUACCAGUUUCGUGUCGUGUGCCAGGAUAAUUACUUCGGUAAAGGCUGCAGGAAAUGGUGCAGGCCUCGUGACGAUGCCUUCGGUCACUACGUCUGUGAUGCCCAUGGCAACGUUCAGUGUCUAGAGGGCUGGCAAAAUCCUGAACAGUAUUGCAUCAAACCGAUCUGCAGUGCUGGAUGUCACUCUGUCAAUGGGUUCUGCGAGAAACCCAACGAGUGCCAAUGUCAUCUGGGUUGGAUGGGGAAGAGUUGCGAUGAAUGCAAGAUCUAUCCCGGUUGUGAUCACGGUUCCUGUAACUCGCCUUGGGAAUGUACUUGUGACGAAGGCUGGGGAGGCCUUUUCUGCAAUCAAGAUCUUAACUACUGCACUAACCACAAGCCCUGUACAAAUGGUGCUACUUGUUUCAAUACCAAACCUGGUUCGUACUCGUGUCUGUGUCCCCCUGGGUUCAGUGGCACAAACUGCGAGGUGACGAAUCAUACGUGCGCCACGGACCCCUGUCUCAACGGGGGCACGUGCCUCGAUACCGGCGACGAUGGCUUUGUGUGCCAGUGUCCAACCGGCUACACUGGUCAGUAUUGCCAUAUAUCUGGUAAGACCUGUGCUGAUCGCCCCUGCCUAAAUUAUGGUGCCUGCCUCGACACGAAAUCGGGAUUUCAAUGUCACUGCCCUCUUGGAUUCGAGGGUGAAACCUGUCAAGUUGCAGUUAAUGAGUGCGACUCAAAUCCAUGUUACAAUGGCGGAUCCUGUGUUGAUGAGCACGCCAGUUUUACCUGCGUAUGCAGCCCCGGCUUUACUGGGAAGCAGUGUGAAACAAAUAUCAACGACUGUAUUCAGAAACCGUGCCUCAAUAAUGGAGUUUGUGUUGAUGGCAUUAACGCCUUCAAAUGCCAAUGCCCCACUGGAUACUUUGGACAUUUGUGCGAAAAUGUUGAAGACGUUUGUGCCAAUAUGCCUUGCGCCAACGGGGGCUCGUGUUUUCCUACAUCUGAUGCCUUCACCAAGUUCAGCUGUAGGUGCAGACCAGGCUGGGGUGGUCGUCUUUGCAACCAGCGAGCUAUGCACAUCUCACCUUGUGAAAGUUCUCCGUGUCAAAAUGGUGGCACCUGCUCGGAAGCACCAGAGCUAAGCAAUGGCUACCGUUGCACAUGCUUGCAUGGAUUAAUUGGUCCUCAAUGCACGGUGCCUAUUCCUAAUUACGAUCAUUUGAGUGAGGCUCAAGCUCGAGUCGACAUGUCAUCUGGUCAGAUUGUUCUCAUUGUUAUCUUCAGCGUUGCCGUACCUGUCUUAGCCAUCAGCUUCGUUGUCGCAAUCAUAUGCAUGAAGCGCAGACGAAAGAUGGAGCGCUCGAAACAGGACGAAGAGGCCAGACGUCAGAACGAGCAGAAUCUUAUACACAACGCUGUCAAUAACAAAUGCCUCGAGAAUCACAUGAUAUUCAACUCGCUUGACUAUCCAGUGAAACCGAUCAACACCGACAGCCAGUACAAGCAGAUUGCGGCCACUCACUACCCUAAAUCGUACAUGUCUGGGGACAGUAACUCCCAGCAGCUCUCGCCUACAUACGAAGAGUGUCCGAAGAAAGCAAUUGAAAACGCCUAUUCAAUAGCACCAGCACGCAGCACCAAGACCUUAAACACAGACUCUUCGAGGCUGUCGCUGGCCUCGAGACUAGAGAAAGAUCUUGACGCUGCGUGUGGUCGCAGAGUUUACGACGAAUGUGGUAAUAACUCUUAUUGCAAGACUCCUGAUCACACAAGCAGUGCAAACUACACCCCUGCUCCUCUCGGCUCAAGUAGCGGGAGCAGAAGUAGCAGCGUCGUUGCCCAGCAGCCGCCGGACCAGCGCACUCACUUAUCUAACAAUACACUAAACUCUACGUGCAGUCCUAGCACGUGCACCACUCCAUCUUCUGUAUAUGUUAUUGAGGAACAUUAUGAAGACGAUUAUUUUGCCACCCAAGUCUAGCCGUAGCCAAUUUAUAUACUAUAUCAUUUAUUUGACCUUAACUAAUUUCAAAAUAAUUUUUAUCAUUAGUUUCACAAAAUAAUUAUGCAGAGUCUCUUGCUGUGCUCUGAGUGAUGCCAAAAUACAACAUGAAUUAUUUCUCAUUCUCAGAUUCUCAUUAUGUUGUAUAUUCAUGCUAUCUAAUUGUUUAUCUCGGCUUAUUGUUUCUUAUUAAACAGAAAAUACGAGGAUUUUUUCUUCAUUUUGUUGCAUCGACAACAGAGAAAAACGUUAUGAAAAUAUUUGACGUUGAUCUGGUCGAGGACAGAAAUUUUUGUUCGCAUUUUAUUGUCCCGAUAUCAAGUUUCGAACUACGGCUAGCUUUCAAAUCUGGAGUGACUAUUAUCUUAUUAAAUAGCACUUCUUUAGUCAAAUGUACAUCCAAAGAUGUUGAAAUAUAAUUUUCCUAAUCGUAUAUUAUGUAAAGUGUUAUUUAUUUGUUAAUUUUUCGCACUUAAAUGGCCUCGUAUGGAAUUGUCCGCAUCUGGUGUGCAGAAGUUCAGAUGUACGGUGUUUUAAAUGAGGUUGGUUGAUGUGAGCUGCGGUCAUGGUAACGGGCGAGAGAAUAAUGCGUCUGUGAUACCUACUGCUCUUCAAUUCCAGAUAGGGAGUGCUUGUACUUGUUGCGGAUUAAAAUGCGUGCUGAAUGAUUAAUGUCCCACUUUGAUAACUGUGAUAAAUUAGUAACUCCAUUUCCCAGAACGAAUCCCAUUUUUUGUCAACGGUGUGUAAUGCUCGUCAAUGUCGUUCGUUACCUUGACUGUAUCUUCGUAAUUUUGAGGGAGGUUUAAAAGACUGAAUAGUUAUAUGAAAUGAAAUAAAUUUAAAAGAUUUUGCAUUGUGAAUGGAUUGUGACUUGCUCUGAUCUCAUAAGAAGUAAAUAUGUAGGUAAUAUAUCCUAUUUCUAUGGGGUGAUUUGCAAUUUUUGUAUGAAAGCAAAGCUGUAUCUUUACUGGGGUAAUGACUUUGUUGCCGUAACAUGUUCGAAGUUUAUAUCAAUUAUCAGAGCCAAUGGAUUACACGAGCCAGUGCAAACAAAUUUGUCUGAAUAGUAAAUUGAAAUUAGGUUUAUAUUUCAAAAUAAUAUACGCCGAUUUCGUGAUCAGCGAUGGAAUAUUUUCUUAAAUAAAGCCGCCUGUAAUACACGUAAUGUUUUGCCUUCACUUCGUAAUAUUUGAUUCAAAUGCGGUCAGAAUUCUUACUCUCGUAAUUAUACCAGGCUCAUAAUUGUUGUUUUCUCGUCCAGAAAUCGAUUAUUAUGUAUUAGUCUACAUCUACGAUAAGAUAUUGCUCAAAUUCCAUAGUAUUUUACUGUGUAUGGUCGUGAAGAUCCUGGGUGCUAUUUUCCAUCGAGCUGAAAUAACGAAUGGGCGUUUGUUCAUGAAAGAUUGUUGUUAUGUCUGUGCUUCUGUCUGUUAUUUUCGAGACCGAGUUAAUUAUGUUCUUUGACGUUUUGUAGUUGUUGCUCGUUUACAGUUAUAAUCGUAUCUUGAUCUCCAUAUCAUCCACUAGGCUUUGCUGGUUCGGUGAAAUCUAAUUUUCCAGGCUGAUUUCUCGAUAAUUCUGGUUAACUGGAUUCAUUCUCAAUUCUUCUAAAUUUUUAAUUUGCCGUUGACUUAAUUUGAUAAUUUAACCAGCUAAAACUUUUCCACUUUUAAUCUAUUUAAUUUGUUUUUCAAAUAGUUUACUCGUGGUUCACAGGAUAUUGUUUGAGUUGUGUUAUUCAUCUCACAGUCUUAGGUGCCAGCGAAGAAACAUCUCAUGCCUUAUAGAGCAACAACUUCGGUAUUGCAGAUGGCUGACUUUUCCAUGUAAAUACGCCUGAAUAAUUUUUGAGUUGUAUAUAUUUUCUGCGAAAUAUACUGUCGUCUAUUUUUUGAAA
Messenger RNA from Hyalella azteca, 4462 nucleotides. RefSeq names its product delta-like protein B (gene Delta). Gene Ontology annotation, biological process: heterophilic cell-cell adhesion; multicellular organism development; cell communication. The transcript has 7 exons. The record is from RefSeq and is a predicted model, not a curated record. Gene Ontology annotation, cellular component: plasma membrane; protein-containing complex. Lineage: Eukaryota; Metazoa; Arthropoda; Malacostraca; Amphipoda; Hyalellidae. The coding region runs from base 61 to 2541 and encodes 826 amino acids. Gene Ontology annotation, molecular function: calcium ion binding.